Molecule: messenger RNA, 1826 nt
Organism: Phycodurus eques (leafy seadragon)
Lineage: Eukaryota; Metazoa; Chordata; Actinopteri; Syngnathiformes; Syngnathidae
Product: meckelin-like
Exons: 15
Coding region: 78-1613 (511 amino acids)
Biological process (GO): cilium assembly
Cellular component (GO): MKS complex; ciliary transition zone
Source: RefSeq, a predicted model, not a curated record
ACAAGCACACACUGCGGUAAUGCGCUGAUGUUCGCUCACGUAAUGCACAAAAUCGAGGAACGUUGUUUCAUGACAAGAUGGAUGCCCCUUCAAGUCCAAAUGUCAGCGUGCCACCUGAUCUUAAGACGACAGUGAAGGACGAGCAGAUGUACGAGGCCCACGUGAUCGAUACCGCUGCGGGUGUGCUGGCCGGCGUGGUGGCGCUGUUGUCGGUGCUGAAGACGGCGAGCUGGCAGAGGCGGAUGGCCUCGGCGGCCAUCGACUUGAGGAUUGUUUGGACGUUUGUGCUGUUCUACGCUGGAGAUGUGGCCAAUGUUUUGGUCCUCGUCACCGUGGCAACUGGACUCUACUGGCUCACGAUUCACAAGGCCCAACAGCAGGUUUCUGUCGUCCUGCCGCUUCCCCAUCAGGAGAAGCAUUUUGUGACGUACGUCAUUUGCGCCUUCGCGCUCAAGGUCAGUCAAUGGACCGACGAUCCGAGGGCAUCCGAGGCAAAGGCGGUGCAGUUCCUCCACAAGCUGACGGUGCAGUUGUCCGUGGAUGUUUUCUUCAUUGACUGGGAGAGGCCUCGAACCACGGCUAGUCGGACUGCGGCAGGGACGACCCAGCAGAAACGGGAUCUUUCGCCCGUCAGCAUCUGGAGGACCUACUUUGUGGCCAACGAGUGGAACGAGAUCCAGACCGUCCGCAAGAUCAGACCAACCUUUCAGAUCAUGGCUGUGCUCUUUUUCCUUGAAGCGUUGGAUUUCUGGAAAUUAACACUCAGGGCGCCCUGGCCACCAUCCAAGGUGGGCACACCUUCAUACAGUCCGAUCGUGCGCUACGGUCUGGCAUCGACACUUUGGCUCUGCAUUGGACUUCUGCAGGUCAUUUUCACAGUCUUCUACGAGAUUUGCGUGGAUGACAAAAUCCGUCAGUUUGUGGAUCUCUGCUCUAUCAGCAACAUUUCCGUGCUGCUCUUACCUCAGCGAUGUUUCGGCUACUACAUCCACGGGCGCUCUGUGCACGGCCACGCCGACACAAACAUGGAAGAGAUGAACAACAAUCUGAGGAGGGAAGCGGAGUCGCUGUGCGCCCAAAGAGGUCUUCUCCCCGGCACGGACACGCAGACGUUCCAGGUGGCCCUUUCCACGCGCCUGCGGUCUCAGUACGACAGGAUACGGGAGUCCUUCACCGCGCGAUACGGACCGGCGCGGCUCACGGUCCCGGGCUCGGCCGGCCGGUGGGAGCAAAACAUCCGCGCCUACCACGCCAUGAACCACUUCCUGGCAUCCGUCGUAGACCAUGUCCACCCAGACAUGGACUACUACGUGAGGGACAAGCUGGCGUUGGAGCGCGUCAUGGGCGUGGAGUUCCUUGAACCAAUUGACAGGAGCAUCUUUUAUAACGACGGAGCGCACAGUUUCAGCGAUGUGCUUUUUUACGGACAUGAGAGCACACUGCUGAGCUUUGACACGUUGUUCUUCUGCGUGGUUGACUUUGCGUGUCAGAACUUCGUACUCGCGGGCCUGCUUACGUACAUCCAGCAAACGAUGUUCCAAAAGAUUCGUGCUUUUUUCGGGCGGAAGAACCUUGUCUACAAGACCCAGGUGGAUGCGCGAUUUCUCAAGUGAUUUCCAUGGAAGAGCCUUCAAAAUGGCAAUGUUGUUCACGCUCAUCAUGAUGUUUUUGUAUUUAUAUACAACUGCCCCCCUCCCUACUAUUUUCUGAUAGGCAUGAAACAUAAUGGAAUGUAUUAAAAUGAUUUCCAUUCAGUCAAGCACACUGCAUAUGAUUGAUUGGACUGCUUUGGGUGGCUAUUACAGUUGUUGUCGUUGCAAUAUGUC